Molecule: messenger RNA, 1196 nt
Organism: Cicer arietinum (chickpea)
Lineage: Eukaryota; Viridiplantae; Streptophyta; Magnoliopsida; Fabales; Fabaceae
Product: senescence-specific cysteine protease SAG39-like
Biological process (GO): proteolysis
Molecular function (GO): cysteine-type peptidase activity
Source: RefSeq, a predicted model, not a curated record
GCAUGCUUAAUACUAAACACUAUUAAUAUUCUAUCAAUUAAAAGAUGUCUUCUACUAAUAUUUUAACUCUGUUUUUCAUUAUUCUGACUCUGUGGAAUUCUGUUGUAAUUUGUAGCAGGUUAUUGGAAACAUCCUUGACAGAGAAACAUGAACUGUGGAUGAAAGAACAUGGUAAGUUUUACAAGGAUGUUGCUGAGAAGCAAAAACGUUUCGAAAUAUUCAAGGAGAAUGUUGAGUUCAUUGAAUCAUUCUAUGACAGUGCUUUCAACCUUAGCAUUAAUCAAUUUGCUGACCAAACAAAUGAAGAAUUUAAGGCUUCACUUAAUGGUAACAAGAAGCAACUUGGUGUUGGAAUAGCAACAGAAAAUGAAUUUAGGUAUGAAAAUGUAACUGAUGUUCCUGCUACAAUGGAUUGGAGACAAAGAGGAGCUGUCACUCCAAUCAAGGACCAACACAAAUGGGGACCAUGUGGUAGUUGUUGGGCAUUUACAGCGGUGGCUGCAACAGAAGGUAUUCACAAAAUAAAAACAGGAAAAUUGGUGUCACUCUCAGAGCAAGAACUAAUAGAUUGUGUUAAAGGUAAUAGCUAUGGAUGUAACGGCGGUUACACAGAAGAUGCUUAUGAGUUCAUUGCUAAAAAUGGAGGAAUAACAAGUGAAUCAAAAUACCCUUAUAAAGGUGUUGAAAAAAAAUGUAACAUGAAAAAAGGAGCAUACUCUGUUGCUAAGAUUAAGGGAUAUGAAAAAGUUCCUAAAAAUAAUGAAAAUGCAAUUUUAAAAGCAGUGGCAAACCAACCUAUAAUUGUUUAUAUUGAAGCGACACAACGUGCUUUCCAAUUUUACUCAAGUGGGAUUUUUACAGGAAAAUGUGGAACUGAUUUUGACCAUGCUGUUACAAUUAUUGGUUAUGGUAUUAGUGAUGAUGGUGUGAAGUAUUGGUUAGUGAAAAAUUCAUGGGGUACAAAAUGGGGUGAGAAAGGAUAUAUUAAGAUGAAACGAGAUAUACAUUCUAAGAAAGGUUUAUGUGGACUUGCUCUUAAUCCCACUUAUCCACUUGCUUAGCUACCUCAUUAAUGAGUAAACUUAUCUUAUACUAUACUUGAAUAAAUUCAUUGUCUUUGAACUUUCAACUUUUAGUUAUUGGCGGGUGAAUGUAAACUUUUAAUUUCAACUAUAUAAUGAAAUUAAGCUGUCAUA